GGAAGUGUUGGCCCUGUGGGACUAAUUGGACCUUCUGGAAUUCCUGGCCCUAUGGGACUUUCCGGGAAUAAGGGACUACCUGGAAUCAAAGGUGAUAAGGGUGAACAAGGCAUUGCAGGAGAGCCAGGAGAACCAGGGUAUCCUGGAGACAAGGGUGCUGUUGGUUUGCCAGGACCACCAGGGAUGAGAGGAAAGCCAGGACCUUCAGGCCAACCAGGUGACCCAGGACUCCGUGGACCAUCUGGCCCUCCAGGACCAGAGGGUUUUCCAGGAGAUAUUGGGAUUCCUGGACAAAAUGGCCCCGAAGGACCAAAGGGACUACUUGGAAAUAGAGGGCCUCCUGGACCUCCUGGUCUCAAAGGAACUCAGGGAGAAGAAGGACCAAUUGGACCCUUUGGAGAACUGGGGCCAAGAGGAAAACUGGGUCAAAAGGGUUACCCAGGUGAACCAGGACCAGAAGGCAUAAAGGGAGAAGUUGGAGAUCAAGGAAAUAUUGGAAAAAUUGGGGAAACAGGACCUGUUGGUUUACCUGGAGAAGUUGGGAUUACUGGAAGUAUCGGAGAAAAGCUCAGUCAUGACUAA
Molecule: messenger RNA, 582 nt
Organism: Galeopterus variegatus (Sunda flying lemur)
Lineage: Eukaryota; Metazoa; Chordata; Mammalia; Dermoptera; Cynocephalidae
Product: collagen alpha-1(XXIV) chain-like
Exons: 12
Source: RefSeq, a predicted model, not a curated record